Molecule: messenger RNA, 3827 nt
Organism: Pieris rapae (cabbage white)
Lineage: Eukaryota; Metazoa; Arthropoda; Insecta; Lepidoptera; Pieridae
Gene: Pak3
Product: serine/threonine-protein kinase PAK 2
Exons: 2
Coding region: 194-1693 (499 amino acids)
Biological process (GO): protein phosphorylation; regulation of axonogenesis; intracellular signal transduction
Cellular component (GO): cytoplasm
Molecular function (GO): protein serine/threonine kinase activity; ATP binding
Source: RefSeq, a predicted model, not a curated record
AAUUGAUAAAUUCCAUCGCCCGAAUGUUCAGCUAUAAUUUUGUCCGUCCGAGAUUACUGAUUAGCCACUCCUAUCUUGGCAAUACUUAAUUAGUUUUAAUUUAUGACAAUUUAAGCAAGAAAUGUAGUUUUGUGUGGUUUAAUGUGAUUAUGGUUGUUGUGUUUAUAUUUUUACGGAUUCAAAAGAAUACAUAAUGACGGGACGCUCGGGCCGAGGUGUUUUUGGUAAGCUGUUCGCAAAGAAACAACUUAAUAAGGAUGAAAGGGUUCAAGAAAUCGGAAUGCCGACCAAUGUGAAACAACACAUACACGUUAGUAUGAAUUCUGAAACCGGAAUGUUAGAGGGUUUACCUGCAUCAUGGUUGAGACAGCUGAAUGCACAAAUCUCGCCAGCCGAACAAAGCGAAAACCCGAAUGCGGCUAUACAAGCCGUUGCUUUUCACAACUUCCACGUCCUAAAAAAAGAACAAGCAGAAAAAGAACCAUGCAAACCCAUCAUAACAGAAGAAGCUAUUACAAAGGAAGGAAUAGAAAUAAAGAAGUUUAUAGCCAAAAAAAAUGCUCACCAAAGUCAAGAUUCAGAUAUUUCAAUAGGCCAAAGUAGUGAAGAGGAUGUUGGAAGUAGUACAGACACAUUAUCACAGAGACAAACCAUGCCUGCAGCUCCUACCAAGAAUAGUAUAAAGAAAAAGGAUGCUGUGAUGGAUUUAACAGCGGUGGUCCAAGACCUUACUCUUAUAGGGACAGAACCUGAAGAGAGUCCCAUUCUUAGGAAAAAAGAAUUAAUAAAUGCAGCAAUGAGUGAUGAGGAAAUUUAUGAGGAACUAAGAAGGAUUUGUAAUAAGGAUGAUCCAUAUGUAAGAUUUGAAAGAGUCAAACAACUGGGUGCUGGAGCUUCAGGUGUGGUGUUUGUUGCUAUAGACAGCAAAGACAAUUCAAGAGUGGCCAUCAAAGAUAUUGAUCUCACAAAACAAACUAAAAAGGAUCUUAUUCUUAAUGAAAUAAAUGUUCUAAAGGGCUUCAAUCACAAAAAUCUAGUUAACUUCCUUGAUUCUUUUUUAAGUUAUGACCACUUAUGGGUUGCUAUGGAACUAUUAGAUGGAGGCUCAUUAACAGAUGUAGUCACUGAAGUGGUAAUGAAAGAAGGCCAAAUAGCUGCAGUUUGCCGUGAAACCCUCCAAGCUAUUGCAUUCCUGCAUUCAAAAGGCACUAUACACAGAGACAUUAAAUCUGACAAUGUUCUUUUGGGUAUGGAUGGCACUGUCAAAGUAACCGAUUUUGGAUUUUGUGCCAACAUAGUUGGUGAUGAGAAAAGACAGACAAUGGUUGGAACUCCAUAUUGGAUGGCACCAGAGGUUGUGAAAAGAAAACAAUAUGGAAAGAAAGUGGAUGUGUGGUCCUUGGGAAUUAUGGCAAUUGAGAUGAUUGAAGGUGAACCACCAUACAUGAAGGAAACUCCAUUGAGAGCACUAUACUUUAUAGCUGCUGUUGGCAGACCAAAGAUACCCAGGUGGGAUAAACUUUCACCUGCCUUCCAGGACUUCUUGGAUAAAUGUUUGCAAGUGGAUGCUGACGACAGAGCAACAGCGGAGGAACUGUUAGAGCAUCCGUUCCUUGAUUGUGCCAUGGAAUUACGAACGUUGACGCCACUCAUAAAAGCCGCGCAAAGGAUCCUUCACAAGAAUUACGACUGAAUAUUUCAGACUGGUAAAAUAAUUUUAUACUGAUGAUAUACUAUGCAAUAAAUUUAUAUGCCAUUUUUGAUGUUCUUACGGAGAGUAGCCUUCAUAUAUAUAAAUAUUAGAUAUUGCGUGAUGUAGAUGAAACGUUUCGUCCAAAUUUUCAGUGCCAAGAAAAAUUGAUUGAAUAUUUUUCUGAGUCAUUAGAAUGUAUUGGUUAAGGCUACAAAAGUACUAAAUAUAAUGCUACGUGACUAGAGACGUAACGACAAAACAGAACGAGAUAAGGAUAAAACUGUCAGGCAUUGUAUUUUUGUUAUGUCCACAAAGCACCAUUUGGUAUUUGACCAUAGAUAUGUUGAAAAUAUUGAUACUUGGUCAUGUUCAAAAGUAAAUGUACACAAGAAACAUCGUUUAGUUAAGGUAUGUAAGUGCUUUAUGUUAAAUGUGCCGAGUUUGUCUUAUCUUUGCUUUAGUAGAUUUAUCGUAUCCAAAAAUAAUUGAUAACAAACCAUUUAAUUUCCUAGAUUAAGAUAAUAAUUAUGUAAUGUUAAGGGUUUUUUCACAAAUAGGUACAUAUAGAAUUAUGCUUUUAGUUACUUAAAGAUUAUCGUACAGGAUUUAAACGGUUUUAUUACUGGCUCUUUCAAAAGUCGCGUUAAAUUGAAUGUUUUAACUGAAUUCUCUUAUGAAAAGUACAUUAUUGAUUCAAGGAAAAUACUCAAGAGGAUUAAUAACUUUUUUUGACAUUCAUAUUUUUACAUUGCAUUUAAAUGAGAUAUUAAAAUACUUAGUAAUCUGCCUAAUGAAUCCUAAAUGAAUUCUAGGUAUUACGUAUUGUUUACGUUUUUGUGAAUUACAACUUGCUUAUACAUAAUACUCGAAACUAUUCUCAACCAAUUCGUUCCCUUUAACAGGAUAAUUGGAGUUCUAUUGUAUUUUAUGUGUGACAAGUUUUGUGACGUCACACACGGAAUUGAUUUCGCCAAUAUUCAGAUUAUUCACCUGUUCCAAGUUUUGAAUAUCAAAUAAGUGUAUUAUGAUGCUUGAAUGUAUUUUUUUAUAUCGAAACUACACUAUAAUAAAAGUAAACGGUAUUAAAUGAAAAAAGGUAAACUAUUUUCUUAUUCCAUGCAUUUUUCAUACAUUCCUGACAAUCUGACUCUAUAUUUUUACUGACUUUUAUUCUAUUUCUAAGCUUUAUACUAUAUACUCUUAUCAAUAAAGCAAUAUUUUUUGUAACUAUACUCCUAAAUGCGGAAGAUUUAUUUUAGCCAGUCUCCGUGCAUCUUUGCAUUUGAUUUUUGUUAUUCAAUAGUUUAACAUUGUAUUACUUUAGUCCUGUUUUUUAAAUAUCUUCUAAUUGCUAGGAAAAAAAAAGUUGCAGGACUAAAUAUCUAGUUUUUCUUCCACAGUAUUGUUUGUGUAUUAUUUGUUUGAAGCAAUAUUAUUAUCGUGGCCAUUUUACUAUUUAAGAUGAAACUGAAUCGUCAUACCAUGAUGUUUAACAUUAAGAUGUAGAUGAUAGUCAUCAGGCAUAAAUAAUGAGAAAUAUUUUUUGUAUUAUUGUUGUAUUAAAUUCAAAUGAUAGUUUUUCGUAUUUUGUUAUUCGGAAAUUCGUCAGUCAAGCUUUCUAGAUUUAAGGUUAUGUGGUAUAAUGGUUAUUGUGAAGUCAUGUAGGACCAAGAGUGCCUGCUUCUUCAUGAAGAGAUGGAGAUGAAAAAUUAUAUUUUAAAAAUUGUUGUAUUCAGUAGAUUUAAUUUUGAUUUUAUUGAACACCGAAUUAAUUAUCUGUUCUAUGUGGAUAAUAUGGAUUGGUACAUUAGAAUAAUUUAAGUUGUAUAAAUCUCGGCAAAUAAGGUUUGUCACUAAAUGUAUAUGCGAACAUUCCCCCAUCACACAAUACAUGGCCGUUGAUAUUUAUAUAGACUACCUUCCAGACGGUAUUGUUAAAAAAUGCUCAAAUUAUUAAGAAAUUAACUGUAAUUUUUCAUCUCGGUCUGUAUUAUUUAAGCAUUUGCUGUCGCACAACGAAUUGCAUUAUUGUAUUAAAAGCUAUACUGCAUAGUUGUAAGUAUAACAUAUACACCAAUGACACUUUUUGAACAUUUUAUUAAUAGUUGCCUAUUAAAUUAUUUUUAUAAACACA